Molecule: messenger RNA, 1923 nt
Organism: Guillardia theta CCMP2712
Lineage: Eukaryota; Cryptophyceae; Pyrenomonadales; Geminigeraceae
Exons: 3
Coding region: 1-1923 (640 amino acids)
Biological process (GO): regulation of membrane potential; potassium ion transmembrane transport
Cellular component (GO): membrane
Molecular function (GO): voltage-gated potassium channel activity
Source: RefSeq, a predicted model, not a curated record
AUGGCGAAACGCAAACAGAAGGGUUUCUGGUUUUGGCAGAAAACUUUCAAGCGCAUCAUUGAAGGUAUUGCUUAUCAACAUGCUCAGGGAGCAAAUUCGGUCUGGUGGUCCCUCGAUGGACUAGAAAACGAUGACACUGAAAAUCUGCAAUUCGAGGAAGUCAAGCAAGAGCACGUUCCUCCUCUGAUUCUUCAUCCAUCUGGGUCAUUUCGUGCUGUUUGGGACUUGCUUGUCUUGAUUCUUUUGUUCUACUUCCUCUUCUCCAUCCCCUUCCUUAUGUCGUUUGUUGACACCCAGACGAAAACUCAGAGCGAAUGUACGAGCAAAGACCUCAACUUGACAAACACAAGCACGGAGUACUGUGAGGUUGUGGUUGGAUGCUCUUUCGUCCUCGAGAAUUCGACGUGUGUGUACUAUGCUGAUGCUCAGAACGCUCCCUUCUUCAUCUGGACUACAGCUGUGGACUUCUUCUUCUUCACAGAUUUACUCUUGAACUUCCGCACUGCCUACUAUGAAAAGGACGGAAGCAUGUCAAAUCAAAAACUGGUUGUGAAUGGUAACAAGAUUGCAAAGCACUACUUGCAAACGUGGUUUUGGGUAGACUUUGGUGGAUCUUUGCCCAUCGACUUCAUCAUGAGGUACGCGCAGCAGGCUUCCAAGAACAGCCAGUACGUUUUCUUGCCGAAACUAUUCCGUUUUCUCAAGAUAGUGAGACUGUUGAAGCUGCUACGAGCAGCGCGCAUCGGGAAGAUCAUCAAGAAUCUGCAGGAAAGGGCUCACAUCAAGCCGAGUGCGAUUCAGAUCCUUCAGCUCGCGUUCAUCUUCUUGAUGGUGGCUCACGUUAUGGCGUGUACGCUCUUUGCUCUUGGGACACAGUACAGUGACUUCACCUGUAAGGGACAAGCCGGAUCGAUCUGCUCAGCAAGUGAUGUGAAGAACAAUGUGGGCAAAUCAUGGACCACAACUACAUCCAUCAUCUCAAAGUCCAACGGUGAAACCACCGUGGCCUUAGCUCCUUUGAGCACACAGUACAUGAUGUCAAUCUACUGGGCCAUCACCACUAUGACGACUGUCGGGUACGGAGACAUCAAACCGAUCACUGAGGUUGAGGUCCUCGCAGUGCUGUUCUCUAUGCUCAUUGGGGCGACAACAUUCUCUUACGUCGUUGGUAACAUGGCAACCUUACUCGUCAAGCUCGAUACUCGCGCUGGAGCGUUCAAAGAGAAAAUUGAAAAGACGACAAAGUUCAUGUAUGAAAAUCAAGUUCCCAAGUAUAUCAUGCAUAAGAUUGAGAAGUACUUCGAUUAUGCGUUCAACAAUCCGAUCUUGAACUUUGACUUUCCUGGACUGGAAGAUUUGUCUCCUUCUUUGCAGAAUGAACUCGUUAUGUAUCUGAGAAAAGACAUUCUGAGCUCAGUCCCGAUAUUCGAUUGUUUACAAGGCAAGCAGCAGCUACUGGCCAGUAUUCUCCAGCGACUGAUUCCCUUUCAGUACGGCCCCGGAGACUUUCUGUUCCACGUCGAAGACUUCAGCAAUGAAAUCUUCUUCAUCGUCGAUGGCGAAAUUGACAUCAUUGAGUCUGAGACGAGGGAGAUUGCUUCGACCUUCCGGCGAGGAAACUACCUUGGAGAGAACUGUUUGCUGCCAGGUCAAGAAAGGUUUCCUUUCUCAGCUCGUGCGCGCCGUUGGUCGGACAUCUUGAAAGUCUCUCACGAGGACUUGAAAACAGUCUUGUUUCACUUCCCGAACAUCCUUUCCGAAAUGCAGAUGGUGGCGCAGACAAGGUGGUCCAGGAUGAUUUGUGCUCUAGAGUUUCACAAGACGUUGAGCAAAGCGAGAUCGAGAGGAGCGGUGACGGGAGAGCAACUUCUUGACAUCUUCGCUCACUCAGACACUUUCACCGCUGAGGUAAUCUGCUCUUGA